UCUCCCAGGAGAUCGGCAGCACGGCUUUCUGCUGCACUCACGUUUUUUCAUUUGUUGUGAUUGAAUUAGCACAAAUUCUAGCAGCAAAAAGCCCCGCAGUCCUUUCUAUUCUGCUCUGUGUUCACCACACGGGGUAAAAUAAUCAGAUAGGCAUGAACUUUGACAAUGGAUUUAGGGCCGAUAACAAACGCGCCCUGCGUGUGGCACCUUUGGAAUUGGCUGCUCCACAAUCACCCAUGAUCAUCUACUCACGCUUAUCUCCCCAAAUCUGUGCUAACGAUAACAGACAGUUACAACAUGGAGAGUUAGAGCUGCUCCGUGAGCACGUUUCCUUGCAAAAUGAACAAUAACGUGUCUCCUUUAAAGUUCUAUAUUGCGUGUUUUCUUUUGAACUCUAAAUGAAUAAAUAGUUUUUAAAGUGUUGGUCAUGUGAGGCUCUAAUACAAACACAGGGAACGAUGGAGAGGGCACAUCGUACCUCCCACUCGCCUCCAUGUUUACAUCCUCUCCUCCCAAAGCAAGCGUUCAGCAUCACCAGGGAAGUUGGGUAUUUAAGUCGGGCUCCAUACAGCGACUACAGCAUGAAGGCGGUGCAUUGUUGUAGCAUGAGGCAGGUUUUGGUGCUUCAGCUCACACUUGUGUCUGCUGCCGCCGCUGCCGCUGCUGCUGUCAUUAAUAACAGCACAAAUGGGUCUCAACCUCACAAGCUGCUCAUUGGCUUCCAGGCUCCCGGGAACCUGUCCUUUCCCUUCAGCGCCCGGCGUCUGGGCUCGGCCGUGCAGAUCGCCGUGGAGAAGGUGAACGCCAAUCCCUCCUUCCUGGGGAACUACAGUCUGGAUUUUGUGUACACGGACACGGGCUGUGAUCCCAAAGUUUCCCUGGGAGGAUUCAUCAAGCAGGUGUGGAAGGAGAACGUGUCCGCACUGUUCGGUCCAGCCUGUCCUGAAGAAGCUGAGGUCACUGGUCUCAUAGCAUCGACAUGGAACAUCCCUGUGUUCGGCUUCGUGGGACAGUCCUCCAAAAUGGACAACAGGGACGUCUACGACUCCUACAUCAAAGUUGUGCCGCCCCUGAAGAGGAGCUCGGAGGUGCUGGUGAAGACGCUGCAGUUCUUCGGGUGGAGCCACGUGGCGCUGAUCGGAGGCGGGCCGGAGUCCAACACCUGGGACAAAGUUGACGCCCUGUGGAAAACGGUGGAGGCUCCGCUGAGAGACGCGUUCACGCUGACGGCAGCCAUCAAGUUUGACACCAGCAGCGCUGAGCUCCUGUCCCAGAACGUGAAGCACGUCUCAACAGUAGCCAGAGUGAUCGUGGUGCUGACCAACAGAGAGGAUGCGGUGGCUCUGCUGCUGGAAGCGGAGAGACAGGGCCUGAUGAGGGGCGACUACAUCUUCUUCCUGGUGCAGCAUUUUGAGGUCAGUGGCAGCAUGGACAACUUGUGGAAAUACUCCCUGAGCGACCGGAUCAACAAGGCCGCCAUACGGGCGUUCGACAUGGCCUUUAUUAUCGGCCAGAAGUCCUACGAUGGCUACGAGUACUAUGACUUCUUCGAGCAGGUCUUUGAGAAGCUGAAAGGAGAGCCCUUCAGGAGCAACCUGACCUCUGAAAAAGAGAUUAGCCCCUACUCUGCCUACCUGCACGACGCCGUGCUCCUCUACGCUAUGGGACUGAAGGAAGUGCUAAAAGACGGCAAAGACCCGCACGAUGGACGGGAGCUGCUGAAGAGACUGAGGAAUAGAAACAACUUUAAAUUCUACGGCGCCUCUGGUCUGGUUCACUUCGACAAAGACGGGGAGAGAAACGUGGACUAUUCGGUCUACGACCUGCAGCACACGGGCAACGUCACCAAGUUUGUGCCCAUCCUCCACUUUGAGAGUCACACCAAAAACAUCCGGCCAACGUCCAUGUUCGGCUCCGUGUUCUGGCCCAAAGGCCGGCCUCCGUCCGACCGGCCCGAGUGCGGCUUCAACAACGAGCUCUGCGAGUGGCUGAUAAACGACAUCGCCCUGCUGGCCCUCCUCGUGACCCUGCCCAUCAUCGGCGUGCUUGGAGUCCUGUGCAUCGGGGUCCUCAUCCGGCAGAACUUUCGGCUCCAGACGCGACUGGACGACUCGUGCUGGUGGCUCAUCAACUACAGCGACAUCGCCAUCAUCAGAGAGGCCCCGGGAAUCCAGGGCGUGUCUGUGAGUACGGCGUGCAGCCAGAGCGAGAGCGGCGGGUCUCAGUCCAUCUUCUCCAGCAACAGUUACGGCCUGAGGGACAAAGAGCACAUCUACACCACAAUAGGCCUCUACCAGGGGAAUCAAGUGGCUAUAAAAUACAUGAAGAACCACAUUGGCUGUAAUUUCCAGAAGCCUUCAAUAAUCGCAGAGUUCAGUGCGAUGAAGGAGAUGAAGCAUGAGAACUUGGUGCAGUUCUUCGGCGUGUGCAUCGAGCCCCCGAACGUGUGCCUGGUCAUGCAGUACUGCAAGAAAGGAAGUCUGAAGGAUGUUAUGAGGACAUCCGAUGUUGAACUGGAUGGGAUGUUUAAGCUGUCUUUUGCCUAUGACAUCAUCAACGGAAUGGAGUUCAUUCACAAAAGCAGCAUGAAGUUCCACGGGAACAUGAAGCCCAGCACGUGUCUGGUGGACAGUCGGCUCCAGGUCAAACUCUCCGGUUUCGGACUGUGGGAGUUCAAGUACGGGAGCAGGAACAGGCUGACCCCCCUGGAAAGCCCCGACUAUGAAGAGAUGUACUGGACGGCUCCGGAGCUGCUGAGACACGUCGGCGUCUCGGUCAACGGGACGCCCAAGGCCGACAUCUACAGCUUCGCCAUCAUCAUGUGGGAGCUCAUGUACAACUCCAAGGCCGGUCCAUAUCACGACAUCAACCUAGAGCCCAAAGAGAUCAUAAUGCAGCUGCGGACACCGUUCCAGGGGGAACCCCUGCGACCCGUGCUCUCCGAGCAGCUCUGCGAGGAGAACAUCAACGCGCUGCUGAAGGCCUGCUGGAGCGAGAACCCCGACCACCGACCGCCUCUGGGCUCCAUACGGAGGCUGCUGAAGAACACCAGCUCAGACGGUCACGCUAACAUACUGGACAACAUGGUGGACAAGUUGGAGAAAUACGCAAAUCACCUGGAGGAGGUGGUGGAGGAGCGGACCAACCAGCUGACGGUGGAGAAGGCCCGCGCAGACAAGCUUCUGUCCAGCAUGCUGCCCAGGUACGUCGCGGAGGAGCUGAUGGCCGGGAAGUCUGUGGAGCCGCAAAGCUACGAGCUGGUCACCAUCUUUUUCUGCGACAUAGUCGGCUUCACGUCCAUGUGCUCCGUCAGCUCGGCCAUGGAGGUCGUCACCUUCCUCAAUGACCUCUACAACCUGUUUGAUGACAUCAUCAAGCUCUACGACGUCUACAAAGUGGAAACCAUCGGCGACGCCUACAUGGUGGCCAGCGGCCUUCCGCUCAGCAACGGCACCGAGCACGCUCUGGAGAUCUCCACCAUGGCGCUGCACUUCCUCAGCUCCAUCAGGGUUUUCAAAAUACGCCACAUGCCCAAUAAGAGCCUGGCGAUUCGCAUCGGGAUUCACUCAGGUCCGGUGGUGGCCGGGGUGGUGGGCACCACCAUGCCGCGCUACUGCCUGUUUGGAGACACCGUCAACACGGCCUCUCGGAUGGAGAGCAACAGCCUACCCCUCAAGAUCCACAUAUCUCAGUCCACUGCAGACAUUCUUUUCCAGGACGGAUCAUUUGAGCUGGAGGAACGGGGGGAAAUCGAGAUGAAGGGCAAAGGCUUCCAUAAGACCUACUGGCUGCUGGACAAAAGUGGCUUUAAUCCUCCUCCUGUUACUCACAGCUCUCCACCAGCCGCUACAGAGAAAACAGGAAUGAUAAGAGGUGCAGACAAAAAGGCCCAGAAGCCCCAGAUCAAAGCUGCAGCGACUGAUGCCAUGCUUCCAACAGCGAAGAUGUGAAGGACUCUGCACUAAUCAACACGCGUCGGUGAUGCAGAGCCUGGAUUACAACACUUACGUCACCGGUCUCUCACUAAAGAGAUGUUUAAAUAUCCUCAUUAUGAUGCUUACAGUCACCAGGCGUCCUAUUUGUGGUUGACCUGCAAACUAAUUUUCAAAAUAAAAUGUUUACUAUUUAUUAAAUGUCAAAAGCGUUGGUGUAAAAAAAACUUAUUUCCCUCUUAUUUAUAUUAAAACA
Molecule: messenger RNA, 4188 nt
Organism: Betta splendens (Siamese fighting fish)
Lineage: Eukaryota; Metazoa; Chordata; Actinopteri; Anabantiformes; Osphronemidae
Gene: gucy2g
Product: guanylate cyclase 2g
Exons: 22
Coding region: 459-3950 (1163 amino acids)
Biological process (GO): protein phosphorylation; cGMP biosynthetic process; receptor guanylyl cyclase signaling pathway
Cellular component (GO): membrane
Molecular function (GO): peptide receptor activity; guanylate cyclase activity; protein kinase activity
Source: RefSeq, a predicted model, not a curated record